UCAAUUUUGAGAUGAGACUCUACAUGAAAUGUCAAAAGAAACGUCUGAAAUUUUUUAGAUCUUCUUUAUAAUCUUCCAAUACAACUGCAAUGAGUAAUUCAAAGAAACGGAAAAGCGAAACAGUCAUCGCUAAGAAACGAGACAUUCCCAAGGAAAAAACUUACAUUUCCAAGGAGGUAGAAACAUCGAUCACCAUACUGGAGAGUCCAGAGAUAAGUGUUAUUACAGAUGCCCUCCUAUUCCUCUCUAAGUAUGCCGAUUUGAAAGACGAGAAUCUGAUACAUCUCCAGAAGAAAGGAAUUCUCCCCAAGCUCCUGGCGUUGCUCAAGAAACCUAUACCGAUCAUCCGGCUUAGUUUGAGACUAGUCUCCAUUCUUCUUACCAAAAACGACGCUAUCUAUGAACUAGAUAACGAAAAAUUCGACAAUAUCCUCCUUGAAAUAAAUGACAUGUUCAUCAACAAUCCAGAUGCACCAACCAAAGAGUUUUGUGCGGGAAUCCUAGCCAAGAUGGCCAAAUCCACAAGAAUCGUGUUGUUGAUCUUCAAGAGCGACCUCUACACACCAAUCUUCUAUCUCAUAAGAUCCUCCACUAAUCCUGUCCUAUUAGCAAACGUACUAGAACUCUUGUACAACCUUCUUGAAGCGCCAACUGCAAUAUCCAUCCUAUCAACGGACAAAGCCUUCGACCCUUAUAUCCUCAUCGAGAGAAUGAAAGAGUAUGAUCCAGUGAUGACCAAAUGGAUACUCGAGAUCUUCAAGAAGCUUACUUACGUCAGUAUCGACCAAAUCAUGAAGCUGUUGCAAGAAUGUCAGUUGGUAGAAAAUUUAUUCAGGGUACUUCUGGAACCCUCAAGGGCUGUCUACUACCCUAUCACUUUUGAUAUAAUCACGAACUGUAUGCAGAACCCUAUCACAAGCAGUUAUUUCGUAGAAAGUUUGGAGUUUUUAGAGUUUUGCAAAUGGUCUAAGUACUGUUCAGGGGUCUACCUUUUACCAUGCGCUAUCAUCUUGGAAAAGAUCACGAAUAUCCCUUCUAUGAAACAGAUGCUCUUCGAUCUCUCGGUGGAAGAUUCCAUAUUAUACCUCUUAAGAAGCAAGGAUAAAAAAGUUUUAUCAAUAGCAUGUAGCGCCAUCUCGAACUUAACCACACAUCGAUACUGUUGCGACAAAAUGUUAACCCCAGUUGUUAUAAGAGAAGUAUUAAGACUGAUGGAACUUGUGGAUCACACCCCUACAAUGUACAACGAAGUUGCAGUAGAGACCAUGUAUAAUUUUUGCAAACGCAACAGCAGAACCAUGAACCUACUGGAGGCUUAUAGAGGCAUCGAGGUCAUCGUUAAAUACUUCCAUGCUGGAUUAGAUGUCGUACCUCCUAAAACCUACAAACAAAUUCUCGAAAUGGUUAUCUUGAUCAUAGCCUCGCCACCAAGGCAACAGAGCAUUCUAACCAAUGAAUUUUUUACUACCAUCAUCAAAGGUUUUCAGUUCGACCACGAGGAGACCAACCUAUUGUGCUUGGAGAUCAUGACUUUUUGCAUAAAUCAAAAGGCAUUCAGAGAUAACUUCAUCAGUAUGGGUGGUACAGAAAUGAUGAUCACCCUCCUGAAGUCUUCGAAAAGCAAGACGUUAUUCAAGAACAUACUGAUCUUCAUCCACAACAAUCUGGUGUACAAGAAGAUGGCUGAGAUGUUUCUCAAUCAGAACCUGGUUUUGGUGCUGAAGAGUUUUCCUAGGGAGAUAAAAGAGGAGGUUCCUUUAGUACUUAGAUGCUUGAAUCUGUUGUACUCUAUCUUUCUACCUCUGAAAUUCUUCGAGACAGGAAAGCUGGAAGUGUCAGACAGGUUUAAGACUAGGUUUUACCUGAUCAAUCAGCCUUGGGAUUUUCCGUUUCCAUGUUUGGAGGUUUUAGAGUCCCAGUAUAUGUGCACUAGGAAGACUAUAUACCUGGUGGACUACAGGGUUGAAAGAUUCGAUGAAAACAGUUCUUUGACCAGCUUGAGUAAACGUCAGAUGAAAAAUUGCAAGAGGCCCAGCAACCAAACAAACCAACAUAUGUCGAUUGGUUCGAAAGCGCAAAGUGAAUACGAUCCCUUCAAGUUAGCUUGCGAUCCUUAUCUCUUAGACUACAUUCUCUACAUGAGGAAACAUCUAUCUAAAGAUAUGAACGUCGAAGAUCAAGUGAAGAUCAUAGCGAUAUUCGUUGAUGCUCAACUGUGUGGACCUAGAAGGGACUAUUCGCAUCCACAGAAAUUGCAUAGUUUUAGGCUGCAUAUUGAAUCGUUGAAGAAGAAGUUGCUGAGCAACAUCAUACCGAUCGGAUUUCUCAAGGUGGGUUUUCACUGCGAGCGCUCGUUGCUGUUCAAGGCUCUUUGCGAUAAGGUGUGUAUUCCUUGUACUUUGGUUAGAGGCUCUGACUCCAUUUAUUGGAACGAGGUGCCUUUGAUAAGACCUGGAAGAAAAUGGGGUAGUUUGCAAUACUACGUAGUAGAUCUGAUGGAGCACAUAGGGGAGCUAUACCCAGUCUGUUCCAGGGAUGCCAACUGCUACUGCCACAUCAUCUAAUUUCGAAAAACUCCUUGACUUCUGUUUUGGGUUUGAGCAAUGAAGCCAAGAGAUUUUAAAGAACCUGUUUUCGGAUAACUGAAGCUGUGUCAGAUGGGAGAAUCAACUUUUUUUUCUUGAGAUGUAUCUGGCUUUAUUUUUCAAUACAAACCACGAAUAAAGUGACAAUCCAAAUAUUCAUAUACUGU
Harmonia axyridis is the source of this 2752-nucleotide messenger RNA. RefSeq lists its product as uncharacterized. Bases 90 to 2564 code for a protein of 824 amino acids. The transcript has a single exon. The record is from RefSeq and is a predicted model, not a curated record. NCBI's taxonomy places the organism in Eukaryota, Metazoa, Arthropoda, Insecta, Coleoptera, Coccinellidae.